CUCAGUCAAUUCACUCGACCCAUCCCUCUUCUUCUUCUUCAUCCUCCUCCUCCUCGUCUUUCAUCUCGUCGUCAACAUCACUGACGUCCUCCUCGACGCUCAUAUCACUUCCCCUCAUCCUCCUCCUCCUCCUCCUUGCCCUCCUCUUCCUCUGCUAUCCCAGCGCUACCCAUUCUCACCCUUUCUCCUCAUCUCUCAUCUUCCCAUUCACCUUCCGCCAUCCCUCCCCCUCCCCGCUACCUCAAACACACUCGUUGACCCUCCUCCUACCCAAGCCGCCAUGACCCGCCCAACGGCAAAGGCGGCUAUCGCGACUUUGCUCGCCUUGGCCGCCCCCGCCCUCGCCCAGCUCGACCAAACUAGUGGCUGUCUCUACCUCACUGGAAGCUCGCUAUGCCCAGGCUUCGAGGGGUCGUACGUGGCUGUCGAGAACCAAACCGCCGCCUACCCAUUCUUCUCUCGGGUUUACGACAUGCAGGACUUUGAUCGUCUUGGCCUCCAGUACAUCAACAGCGUUGGAAGUACCAAGCUCGACGACAUCAUGGGUUGCAACAAUGCCGACUCAACCGUGAUUCGUUACGAACGCACUGUUCUUUGUGGAGUUUGGACCAGUUCUCCAGGCUCCUUGGCUUGCAUUCAAUACUACCAGGGACCGACGGCCGUUCUUCCUAAGCAAGUUUGCGCCACCACAUGCGACCAGAACCGCCAGUCGAUGCAGGAUAUUGCAUCCAACUCGACUCUUUGCGGCAGGGACCGCACGGGGGGUGCGCGCGACAACGAGAUUGCAAACGACUACGCUGCGUGCACCGCUGGAGCUUCCACCAACACCGCGACCUGUGUCUCCGGCGACAUGAACGAGCACAACUGCGGCUUCGCCAGUUCAUCUUCGCAGGUGUGCACGUUCUGCUCUACUACUCCCGAAAAGUGCUGCACUGAGCCCAGCUUUGACAUCAGCGGCUUAUGUGGUCUCGACGCAACCGCGUUGUCUUCCUCGGCUGCCGCCAACACUGCCACGGCCUCUGCCGAUGCAUCGCGACCGAGUACCGCGAGCAAGGGUCUUUCCGGCGGUGCUAUCGCCGGAAUUGUCGUUGGUGUCGUGGGCGGUAUUGCCUUGAUCGCCUUCCUGGCAUUCUGCUUUUGGCGCCGCAAGCGCAAUAACACCAAAGCAAAUGGUCGACUUCUCGCAUCGCCUGAGGAGAAGAACCAUGGCACUGGCUGGGGCAAGUCCACCCCCGACACUCCCGCCCAAAACUCGCCCGAGAUUCGGGGCGGUACCAUCAGCGAGGGUCCUAUUGAGCGUUCUCACACCAACACGACUCUUCCUGCGGGUGCAGCCGCCGCAACAGGGGCGGGUGCUCUUGCGGCCACCAAUGUUGGGCAUGCUGCGCACACUGGCGUGCCGGCAGCGACCAACUUCUCCUCCGCUCCUCCUCCAUCUGGCGCUCCCGCUACCGGCAACGUCGCUUCUCACCCAUCUGUAGCCGGUUACUCCUUGGGUGUUGGCGCUCGUGACAAUGAACCCCACGCUAUUGGCACUCCUGGUGUCGGCUCCGUUGGCCAUGUUUCCGGCACUCAUGCCACUGGUUCGUCGCACGGCCACGGCGGUGCUCUCGCUGGUGCCGCUGCGGCCGGCGCUGCCGCUGCGGGUGUUGGGGCUCUCGCUGCCAAUAAGCAGCGUCGCGAUGCCCCGUCGCCCCCUACCAAGCGCAAUUUCUCGCCUCCUGCGCCUACCAACGCGCCCCAUCAAUCGCUGCCUCAGGCGCAACCUUCGAUCACUCCCACGGCCGAUGCUUUCCCCCACGUCCCGUCCUCGCCCCCUAGACCUCUGCCCGCGCCCCCGACAAACACUUCUCCUAGGUCGCCUCAGUCGGCGUACACGCACACUCCGACGUCUCCUCCUCAGACUUCGCCACCUCGCGGCCCCUCGAGUAUCUCCGCACCCAAGGCGGCACUCGCUGCCGCCCCUUUGAUCGGCGCUGCAUCCCAGCCGGCACCAGCAGUUCCUGCCUCUUCGAGCGCUGCCAAUAUGGCCGGAGUUGGAGCCGGUGCAUCUGCUGCCGCUGCCGCAUCUGCCGCGGCAGGCGCGGACACGACUCGCCUGCCUCGCCUCGAGCUUCCCAAGGGCAGUGGCGUGUGGAUCGAGGAGGGCUCGCGCGUUGUUGCGCAGCAUCCCUACAAUGCUGCGCUCGUCGACGAGCUCAGCCUCGUACCCGGCAUGCUCUUGAUCGUCCACGAGAUCUACGAUGAUGGGUGGGCGCGUGGUGUCGUCGACGCAGGCGGAGACCCCAACCAGGUGGGACGGAUCGGCCAGUUCCCUACAGUCUGUGUUGCCAAGGCAUAGACAUAUCGGACGACCCGCCUGUAUCGAACGUUGUAGUCACGUACCACCUGCUCGCCUAAUCUAUGGACCUUGAUGCGCCGCG
Molecule: messenger RNA, 2423 nt
Organism: Cutaneotrichosporon oleaginosum
Lineage: Eukaryota; Fungi; Basidiomycota; Tremellomycetes; Trichosporonales; Trichosporonaceae
Cellular component (GO): cytoplasm
Molecular function (GO): protein binding
Source: RefSeq, a predicted model, not a curated record